GUGUUCGACAUGGUCUGUGAAAUCUUGCAAAAGUUCCCGACUUCGACCGGUACCACUUGGCAGCUUUGAAUGUUUGUGACUUUAUUCUGUACUCCUAGUUCAAAAUGCACACUUUCACAUGUGUGUUUUCACAUGAAAUUGAGGCCAAGAGCUUUCAUGAUUGGUGCCUUGCUACAUUUCGUAAUGGAUAGAAACCAUUACUCAGAGCAAGGUGGAGGAUUUCAUUCUUGAUUUUUAAGCUCUAUGACUUUCGGGUUCGGACCCGAAGUAGUUCUCGGUGCAAAUGCGUGCAUAUAUGACCCAGUUCUCUUUUGUGUUGAUGAUUCUCGACCGCUGUUCUUCAAAUGCAAGCACUUAAACCACAUUGUUUAAAGAUGCUCUUCAAAUAUCUUCCUAUUUUGGCUUUGUGUCUCAUUUCCAACCUCGAUCGUGUAUCCGGGGAAGCAGAAACGGCGAACGGUCCAGUUGAAUUCGUCUGGCCAGAGCAACGUACUUGGUAUGCUGCUUGGCAAAAUAACAGUCCUUGUGGAAGAAAUGAUGGAACGGUUGGAAACCGCACAGAUUUCCCUUUGGACUCAGGGAAAGUUGCACUUGUGGCCUCCGGAGAGACCUGGGAUGUCGUCGUUCGCAUAGCAUACAUGGAUAAGCCAACCACUCAAUCGGAUUUCACUACCCAGAUUUUACACACAAUCUCCGAACUUGAUGCGGGACACCAGUGUUAUACCACACCAGAUUCUCCAUCCGAUGUCGAAGCUGGCACAAAUGCGACAAUUCAGCUUGAAUACACUUCUACAUACGAUGGAAGUGGGAACGAAACAUUUUAUGCUUGUGCAGAUAUUACUUUCGUAGAGGAGAGUGAUUUCACCGCAAGCGUCUCCUGCUUCAACGCUACUGUCACUGGUCCUUCUACCGAGGGUAUAGCGACCUCUGUCGCAACAUCAUCUGCGACCUCUACAGAGACGUCAACAAUAUCUUCGACAGCUUCAUCGUCUACCACGUCAGAAUCAUCAUCGUCGAGUUCCAGCGGGCUAUCUAAAUCAGCUGUUGCUGGUGUUGCAGUUGGUUGUAUUGCGGGUGGUCUAGCUUUGGUUGGACUUGCAGUAUUCUUGUUGAUGAAGAAAUACUCAUAUAAACCUCGAUUCAGAGGAAGAGAGCAUGUCGAAAGCGUUAGAUUGAGCUCGAUUGAUGAUAAGAUCGCACUCCAGAAAAGCUCUGUAUAGAAGCUACUAGAGGAUAUGAAAUUGCCUCUUGCGAGCCUAUAUAUUGUAGUGGUUGGAGAUGAAUACUGUGCUUUUGAUUGAGGAAACAUUCAAACAGGAUAAUUUGGCAUGAAUGGCGGAUGUUAUAAUGAACUUCAGGAAUAACAUGUGAUUAUGAGGAAUGAAUGAUGAUAAUAUAAAUUUUGAGGUACCAGAUCGAUGAGUGCAACAAGUCAAUGCGAUAUAUGUCGCUCAAUAUCUUAGAUAGAUAUCGAGAAUAAUAAAGAUUAGAGAUGCA
Botrytis cinerea B05.10 is the source of this 1497-nucleotide messenger RNA. RefSeq lists its product as hypothetical. The transcript is spliced from 4 exons. The record is from RefSeq and is a predicted model, not a curated record. NCBI's taxonomy places the organism in Eukaryota, Fungi, Ascomycota, Leotiomycetes, Helotiales, Sclerotiniaceae. The coding region runs from base 345 to 1220 and encodes 291 amino acids.